UUUUAUAUAUUAGUGCUGUGAUGGUGUGUAUGAUGGGUCAUGGACACUGACUCGCUGACUGUGUGAUCCAUUAGGUUAGUUGGUACUCAGUAUUCUUUAAGGGUUAAGUGAAAAAAAAGCUUUUGGCAAAAUCUAAAAUUGCUGACAGGAAGUGCACUCGAAUUUCAGAUGUUGGUGUUCAUUCACUUCAGAGUUCACCAGGGAAUGAGAGUUGUUACAGUUCUUGACCACUAUGUGGCAUAGUCCCAGAAUGCUUUGGGUAAUGGCUGUAAUUUCAGACACAGAUGUACUCCUGAGAUCCACCUCACAUCCUGAUGUAGACUUCUCCAGCAGGUUACAGCAGAAGGGCUUUGAUAAUCUUUUGUCUCAAGAUGACGUGAGCCAAAUGUAGUGAGAACUGAAGACAAUUUUGAGGAGGAAUUGCAAAAAUGGCAGGUUAUUGUAUAGAUUGAACAGAAUGUAGAGCUGCUAUAAGAACUGUUGUAUAGAGUCAUGAUAUUAGACACAAAACUCCAGUUUGGUAUGAAGAUGAAGUAAGUAUCGGACCUACAAAAGGUUAUGAUGUAAAACUUGACAGGGAGCUUCUAUUUUAGCCAAGUCCAGGUUUAACCCUGUAACAGACAAGGUGUUACCGGUUUCUUUUGUGUUUUCUUCCUUUUAUGUUUGUUGAUUUCUUAGGGGUAGCUGCAAGCAGGGUUGUAGUACCUCUGGGAGCAGCUUGGGGGCACUAGUGCCGGGAGGUAACCAGCAUAUAAGCUGACCUACCAUAGAAGCAAAUUUGUUGGUAGAGGGAAGCCUCAUGGUUUCCAAUCAAGCUACCUUGUUACCUUUGUUGUUAAAGUCCUAAUUGAGAACUCUGAGUUUCUGCUCAAUUAAAGGAUUUUUGAUUAUUUUUGCUUGUUUUGGGUCACAAAUGUCUCUUUCACUACGGAUCAGGGGAUUAAAAACAUUGCAUCGCACUCAAAUAACCGUUUGGAUUUCAAGCUCAUCUCAUCCCACAAACAUUAUCACUUAUCAGAAAAACUGAAUACGGACUCAUUGACUUGGAGGGAAAAGGAAGAAGGGGCCAACGCUUGCUUUUGGCGGAAGCUGAUUUCCCAUGAUCCUCUUCCUCCAGAGACACUGAUGACGAACAUAAAAAGGUGUGAGAGGCGGAACAAAAGAGACGUUGUGUAGAAACAGAGACGUAAAGGAGAAACUUUAAACCUCUGAAUGCUGAUGAGGAACGACGUCGUGCCAAAAGACUGCUGACGCGCCAAGUGGAAAAUAAAAAACGUGUGUCCGUUAAAUUGAAGGUCAUCGGGGAGGAGACGCACCAUGGCACCACAACACGGAAAAACACUAAACACACACAUCAGUCCGGACACAUGGAGGUCCACCAUCAUACUGUUGAAGCGGAUGGUGCAACAGUUGGAGGUCAACGAUGUGAACUUCGAGGAGCUGAAGAGGAACUUGGAUUUCACUGCUUCAUUACUGGAGGCUUUUUACACCAACAGAACCCAACAGUCCUUUGAUGCUGAUGAUGACCUGCAGCUCCGCUCUGAUGUCGUUCCUGUGGAGGUUCGUGAUUGGCUCGCGUCUACAUUUACUCAGACAGUUCAGCCAUUCAGACAACGCCUGGAGGAGAAACCCAAAUUCCGCAGCAUUGUUCAUGCAGUGCAGGCUGGGAUAUUCGUGGAGCGGAUGUUCCGUAAAGCGUACUCUAAUGCCAUGCCGGAUCAACCUGCUGAUGUGACUGACUGUUUAAGGGAUUUAGACAGGUGGAGUUUUGAUGUGUUUUCUCUGGAUGCUGUCAGUUCAGGACAUUCACUAAAAACGCUCUUCAUAGAGCUGAUCAUUAAACACCAUCUGAACAGCAGAUUUAAGGUACCACUCUCAUGUUUGAUGUCGUUCCUGUGUGAGUUGGAACGCGGUUACAGCAAACACACCAAUGCAUAUCACAACCACACACAUGCAGCUGACGUCACACACACAGUGCACUGUCUACUGCUGCACACUGGAGUACUGUACUGGUUGACAGAGUUAGAGGUGUUGGCGUGUUUGUUUGCAGCAGCCAUUCAUGAUUAUGAACACACAGGAAACAGCAACAACUUCCACAUAUACACACGGUCUGAAAUGGCGAUGAUCUAUAAUGAUCGCUCUGUGCAAGAGAGUCACCACGUCAGUGCCUCGUUCCGUCUCCUGCAGAAUGAAAACACAAACAUCUUUAUGAACCUCACUCGCCCCGAAUGGCUUGAGCUGCGGUCUCUAGUGAUAGAGAUGGUGUUGGGAACAGACAUGUCCUCUCAUGUUCUUCAGGUCAGAGCCAUGAGGACGUGUUUACAGCAACAUGAGAGCAUUGAUAAACCAAAGGCGUUGUCUCUGAUUCUUCAUGCGGCUGAUAUCAGUCACCCUGCUAAACCGUGGAGUUUACACUCACGCUGGACCCCUAGACUGAUGGAGGAGUUUUUCACACAAGGAGAUAAAGAAGCUGAACUGGGUUUGUCUAUCUCACCCCUGUGUGACAGACACAACACACCUGUCUCUCAGUCUCAGAUCGCUUUUAUAGAGUUUAUUGUGGAACCAACGUUUUCAUUAAUCAGCGAUAUGUCUGAGAAAAUCAUCAUCCCUCUGAUACAGGACACAACUGAUCCAUCAAUCUGCAGCAGAUACCGAGGAUUGCAGUGGACUGUAGCAGACCUGGUUAGCUUUAGAUCCAUGUGGAUGAGACACACUGAGGAGAACAAGAGCAGGUGGAGGGACAAAAUGAAGAAUGGUGAGAGUCACAGCUACGAGAUGCAGACAGAACAGGAAACUGCAGGAACAGAGCAUUAAUCUGAUAAAUGAAUGCAGAUGAUACAAAAGGAGAGGAAGAAGAUUGUCUGUGGCGAGAUCGUGGUGCUGCAGCUAUACAGUAGAAUUAAUUCUACACAUUUAUGAGUUUAAUAUUGUUAAUACACAUCUCACUGUUUAAGCCACACUGUAUCAUUUAUAACACUGCCACACACACACACACACACACACACACACACACACACACACACACACACACAAUCAAGUGUGAUAUUGUGUAGGUGUUUGUGUUAUAUUGUGUGAGUUUGUGAUAGUGUUAUAUGUGUGUGUUCUUUUAUAAUGAAGAGUUUGCAGUUUUAAUUUAAAACACGUCUGAGAAAUUUUAGUGUGAAUGUCCUGGACUUGUCCUGGUGCUGUGUUCGGUCAGACCCAGAGACACCAGACUGGUGACGUCCCGAGUGACACAUGCUGAUCCUACAUCAUUACUUUACUAAAAGUGCGCCACCUGUUGAGCUGAAACAAAAAAAUAAGUGAAAGGAGGAGAGAGAAGGAAAUGUAAUAAGAUCUCAUCAGAAAUGUAGUUUAAAAGUUGUAUCACAAUUUGGCACUACAGUAAGGGGGGUGGGGGGUGUUUGGUAUUUAUAAUUAAAUUUUAUAUUUUUCAAUUUAAUGAAAUAAUUAAAGUAACUAAAGCUACAGGGGAAAGCUUCAGCCAUCACAUUAAACCUCCAUAUUGUGUUAAUUAGCAAGAAUAAAUAAUGAGGAAAAUGUGCAGAUUGUCUUUAAUAGGAUUCCAUCUGUUUAUCCUACAUCAUCAUCAUCAUCACCAUCAUCAUCAUCAUCAUCAUCAUCAUCAGUGUUUUAUUUCCUUCAUCUGAUCUGUUUCUGCUGCAGACAAGGAUGGACCUUAACACACAAACAGGAACAAAUCUUCAUUAGAAACUAAAGUCACUAAUAAAGGAGAAGAGAUGAGUA
Tachysurus fulvidraco (yellow catfish) is the source of this 3747-nucleotide messenger RNA. RefSeq names its product calcium/calmodulin-dependent 3',5'-cyclic nucleotide phosphodiesterase 1B-like. The transcript has 17 exons. Bases 1318 to 2814 code for a protein of 498 amino acids. NCBI's taxonomy places the organism in Eukaryota, Metazoa, Chordata, Actinopteri, Siluriformes, Bagridae. The record is from RefSeq and is a predicted model, not a curated record. Gene Ontology annotation, molecular function: 3',5'-cyclic-nucleotide phosphodiesterase activity. Gene Ontology annotation, biological process: signal transduction.